Molecule: messenger RNA, 3408 nt
Organism: Acanthamoeba castellanii str. Neff
Lineage: Eukaryota; Discosea; Longamoebia; Acanthamoebidae
Product: RNA-directed RNA polymerase
Exons: 2
Coding region: 1-3408 (1135 amino acids)
Source: RefSeq, a predicted model, not a curated record
AUGAAGAGCGCACAAGUCGCAUUGUGCGUCGUCCUCGUGGGCCUCUGCGCCAGCUUCGCUGCCGCGCAGACCUGCCCGCCUUCGCUUCUCGGCUCGGCUUCGGCCUACAACGUGUUCCUCCUCGGCAGCAGCGCCGCCAACGGCUACACCUUCGAUCUCAUCAACGGCGACGUUGAGGGCCGCGUGGCCAGCAACGGCAACUUCCGCGCCGUCAACUUUGGCGUCGGCACUCGCCUCGGCAACUGCAACGCCUCCACGCCUACCGUCAUCAUUGGAGGAGCGAGCUCGUCGGUGAGCUUCUCCGGCGGUCUGCAGUGCGGCUCGCUCGUCACCGAGAGCUCGGCCACCAUCGUCACCCUGCCCGGCUUCGCCAACAACGGCCAGCUGGUGCAGGGCAGCGUGUCCGACCUCACCGGAAUCGACUUUGCCGCGGCCAAGACCGAGCUCCAGGCGCAGGCCUCGUCGCUCUGCUCGGCCGGCGGAAUUGGCGCCACGCGGUCGGGCAACGCCAUCACGCUGCAGGGCACCAGCGGAGCCUCGCAGGCCUUCACCGUCAACGUGGCCGACAUCAACGUCGCGUCGUCGCUCACUCUCACCGUGCCCGACGCCUCUGCAGUCGAGCAGGUGGUGGUCAACAUUGUGGGCUCGGGUGCCAUCAACAUGGGCGGCUUCCAGACCUUCCUCAACGGCGUGAGCUCUGGCCUGGUGACCUACGUGGUGUGCGAGGCGCCCACCGUGACCAUCAAUAACUUCGGCCUCUACGGCAACCUGCUGGCGCCCUCGUCGACGGUGAGCAUCCAGAACGCGCAGUUGCUCGGCAACGUUGUGGCUCUCACGCUGACCGGCACCGGCAGCGGUGAGGUGCACGUCCCCACGUGCCCCACUCCCGCGCCCUCGCCUUCGGCUUCGCCCUCCAGCUCGCCCUCGGCUUCCGCUUCACCUUCGUCGUCGGCUUCGCCCUCGGCUUCGGCUUCGCCGUCGUCCUCGGCCUCGCCCUCGGCUUCCGCUUCUCCCUCGGCCUCGCCUUCGUCGUCGGCUUCGCCCUCGGCUUCGGCUUCUCCUUCGACCUCGGCCUCUCCCUCGGCCUCGGCCUCCCCCUCGUCGUCUGCGUCGCCCUCGGCUUCCAGCUCGCCUUCCAACUCCCCCGCUCCCUCGGCUUCGAGCUCACCCUCGCCGUCAGCCUCUAACUCCCCCUCGCCGUCGGCUUCCAACUCGCCUUCGAACUCGCCCUCGCCGUCGGUCUCCAACUCGCCCUCGGCUUCGCCCUCCAGCUCGCCCUCGGCCGCCCCGUCGACGUCGCCCAUCCUUUCCACCCCGGCGCCGUCGCCCUCGGCGUCGCCCGUGCCUUCGCCCUCGGCCACUCCCCUCUGCCCGGCGCCCCUCUUCGGUUCCGGUGUGUCGGUCUACAACGUGUUCCUGCUCGGCCGCGAGGGCGCCAACUACACCUUCGACAUGACCAACGGCGACGUUGAGGGCCGCGUGGCCACCAACGGCAGCCUGCGCGCCAUCAAUUUAGGCGUCGGCUCGCGCAUCGUGCCGUGCAACGCGUCGGUCGCGUCGGUCAUCGUCGCCGGCGAGGACUCGUCCAUCAACUUCGUCGGCGGUGUCCAGUGCGGCACCCUCGUCGCCGAGAACACUGCCGACAUCGUCACCCUGCCGGGCUUCGCCAAUGGCCGCCCUGUGCUGGGCAGCGUGCAGAACAUCACGGGCGUCAACUUCACCGCUGAGGCCGAGCAGCUCAACGCCACCGCCAACGCCCUAUGCGCCGCUGGCGGCGUGCCCGCCACGGUGUCGCCGUGGAGGGAGAUCUCGUUCGCCGGCUCGGCCAACGCCUCGCAGGCCUUCACCGUCAACGCGUCGGACAUCAACGUCGCCUCGUCGGCCACCUUCAACUUCCCCAACGCGUCGGCCGUGCAGAGCGUGGUGGUGACCAUCGUGGGUAGCGAGAACCUCACCUUCACCAACUUUGGCAUCAACAACGGCGGCGUGCCGGGCGCCUACAUCACCUACGUCGUGUGCUCUGCCGAGCAGGUGACCGUGCGCGGCUUCGGUCUGGAGGGCAACCUGCUGGCCUUCAACUCGUCGCUGAUCGUCGAGAACGGUCAGAUCGUGGGCAACGUGGUCGCGCAGACCAUGAGCGGCAGCGGCGGCGGUGAGGUGCACGUGCCCGAGUGCCCCACUCCCGUGCCCUCGCCUUCGGCCUCGCCCUCUGCUUCGCCGUCUGCCUCGGCAUCGCCCUCCACCUCCGCGUCGCCCUCGGCUUCGCCCUCUACCUCGGCCUCGCCCUCCACCUCCGCGUCGCCCUCGCCCUCGCCCUCUACCUCCGCGUCGCCCUCGGCUUCGCCCUCCAGCUCUGCUUCGCCCUCGGCCUCGGCCUCGGCUUCCCCGUCGGCUUCCGCCUCGGCCUCGCCCUCUCCCUCGUCGUCUGCUUCGCCCUCGGCUUCGGCUUCUCCCUCCGCCUCGCCGUCGCCCUCUGCAUCGUCGUCCCCGUCGAGCUCGCCCUCGCCCUCCGCGUCGGCAUCUCCUUCGGCCUCACCCUCUUCCUCGCCCUCGCCCCCCAUCGUGUCGACCCCCCAGCCUUCGAUCGCUCCGUCGCCGUCGUGCCCGCCUUCGUUCUUCAGCGGCGCGGCGGCCUACAACGUGUUCCUCUCCGGCAACGCCGACAAGGAGUUCGCCUUCAACAUGAUCAACGGCGACGUGUGGGGCAAGGUGGCCGUCGACGGCAGCGUGUUCGCGCGCAGCUUCGGCUUCGGCACCAGGCUCACCUGCAGCGGCGAUGCCGCCAACCAGGCCACUCUCAUCGCCUCGGGCGCCGACGUUGACGUCACCGGCGAGAUCCAGUGCGGCAACCUUGUGACCGCCAACACCACCACCGUGACCGGCGUGUCGUUCCGCAACGGCCAGGCCAUCGCCGGCGACAUCACCGCGCUCACCGGCCUCGACUUGGCCGCCGUCGCUUCCGACCUCGCCUCGGGCUCCAGCUCGCUGUGCAGCGUUGAGGGCACCGCCGCCACCGUGGGCGCCGGCAACCGCAUCACCUUCGCCGGCUCCGACAGCGCCUCGCAGACCUUCACCAUCACCACCGCCCAGCUCGCUGCCGCCUCGUGGAUCAGCUUCGCCUUCGACGACGCCUCGGCCGUCCAGCAGGUCGUGGUCAACGUGAUCGGCGAUGACGACGUCGAGUUCUCCGGAUUCGACCUGAACAUCGGGGGUGUGGCCAACGGGCGCAUGACGUGGAACGUGUGCUCGGCGACGAGCGUGAGCGUGAGCAGCUUCAACUUCCAGGGCAACCUGCUGGCACCGCUGGCCGACGUGUCGCUCACCAACGCGCAGAUCAACGGCAACGUGGCCGCGCGCACGCUGACCGGCACCGGGAGUGGCGAGGUCCACCUCCCCCAGUGCCCUUAA